CUGUGCAACAUCUGCGCAUAGAUCAUUAGAUGGAUUUUGAGUCUCAUGAAAUCUUAGAAGUUGUGCCUCGGGCAGGUGACGACCCCAACGGUCAUGCGAAUCCUCAGGCGGCGGCUGCUGGUGCUGGUGCCGGCGCCGGCGCCGGUCAUCCGGCAGCCGGGCAAGAGGACCCGGUGGCGGUGGCGGCAGCUCAGCGAGCUAAAGAAGACGCGGAGUAUCUGGACAAGAUGCGCGGGUGGCUGAUGACGGUGGCCACGCUCUUCGUCGGCUUCGCCUUCCAGGCGGCGAUGCACCCGCCUCCGUGGAUACUGCAGGACUAUCUCCGACUGUUGAUAGCCGCGCACGGCGGAGCCGCUUCUGACGCCAAGACCAAGCUGGCCAACGACGAGGGCCUGCUCGCUGCCAGGGACGGAGGCCUCACGGUGCCAUGUUUCAUGGCGCUCAACAUGCUCACCUUCGCGACGGGGCUGGUCCUGCUGGUCACGCUGCUCGUGAUGAAAAGGGGCCCGUCCGGCAGUGACAUGAAUCGCAUAACGUUCCUGGUGAAGGGUCUCGCCGCCACUGUGGCCUGUACGUUUGCCGCCGGUGUCUCCGCCGAUCCCGUCGCUGCUUUGCUGGUUCUUGUUUUUCUCACGCUGUACGCCAUCUUGGCUUUCGUCAGAGUCAUGGGCUGGAUCCGCGGAGUAAUGUAUCAGCGGGUGUGGCAACUAUUGCAAAGGAGAAUAGGAUCUUAGAGUAGGGCAUUGUGAUGAAAAAGUGCUAGGCGAAAGCGAGGUAGUUGGCCUUUGUCUAGUGCCUAGCUAGGCGGCACUUAAGAGCUCUAGGUGGGCCUAGGCGGUUGUGUAGUUAUGAAGAUAUUAUGUGUAUUUGUGGUAUUAAAUAUGUAUAAA
This is a messenger RNA of Triticum dicoccoides, 890 nucleotides long. RefSeq lists its product as uncharacterized. Lineage: Eukaryota; Viridiplantae; Streptophyta; Magnoliopsida; Poales; Poaceae. The coding region runs from base 30 to 734 and encodes 234 amino acids. The transcript has a single exon. The record is from RefSeq and is a predicted model, not a curated record.